CACACUGACCAGCAGCAGAUAUUUUCGUAUGUAAAACGCAUUAAAAACUUAUAAUUGUGUAAAUAUUUGAGAGCUCAAAUGUGCGUCUAUGUUUGUUUCUUAGUUGCAUAAAUUAACAGCUGCUGGCAAUAAUACGCAGCAAAAUGCUCGACCUGUGAAUAUCAACCAAUUACCUUCAUUCACCUGGCGGGGGUGUGUAUGUGUGUGUGUUUGUGGGGGAUGUUAAGUGAAUCACAAUCACAAUCACACAAUUAAAAAAACGCUGCAAAAAUGUACCAAAGCGCCUGCAAUGCGGCCACGACUGGCUCGUGUGUGCCCGGUGCUGGCAAUCAAAUGGACACUGAUCGUCAGGCGGCACUGAUAGCUCAACAACCACCCACAGCGCCCGUGGAGCCUGACUACAGUGGCUUCGAUAUCGUUAAGGCCACACAGUACGGUGCGAUAGCACGUGUCCGGGAUCUGGUCGAGUCUGGCUGGGAUGUCAAUCAGCCCGACAGUGAAACAGUCACAUUACUCCACUGGGCAGCCAUUAACAAUCGCAGAGAUAUUAUUCGAUAUUUUCUGGAAAAGGGCGCCACAGUCGACGCCGUUGGCGGCGAACUGAAUGCUACGCCGCUGCAUUGGGCCACACGGCAGGGCCACCUGGGCGCUGUAGUUCUGCUGAUGGCAGCAGGCGCUGAUCCGCGCAUACGCGAUGCAGAGGGCUGCUCCUGCAUACACAUUGCCGCACAGUUUGCACACACCGCCUUGGUGGCCUACUUCAUAGCUAAAGGCGUGGAUCCCGACCUGCAGGAUCGUGGCGGCAUGACGGCGCUCAUGUGGGCUGCCUGGAAGGUAUGUGCUCUGGACCCUGUGCGGCUGCUGCUCACGCUGGGCGCCAAUCCCGCCAUGGUUGAUUACACACAUGGUAAUACGGCAUUGCAUUGGGCAAUACUAGCGCGUAAUUCCACCGCCAUAUCCACGUUGGUGCUUAAGUCGAAAGCUUCGCUGGAUGUGCCUAACUUGCGUGCCGAGACGCCGCUCUCGAUGCUGGAAUCACAAACCGGUGCCAUUUGGAUUGGCGCCAAAGUAAUGGACCGAGUCAGAGAGGCCGCCUUGACUUCCCAACAGCGCCGAUCACUCGUCUCAAAGCUACGCCAUGACAAACGCUUGCGCUGGUGGUCGAUGGUCGCCUGCCCCUUUACUGCCUUCUAUCUGGCUGGUAUUGUCUUUACCAUUAAUACGCUGUAUAUUAUCAAAUUUUUCCUGCUGGGUUGCCUGUAUGCCAUAUUCCAUACCAUUGGCAAAACGCUGUUCGAUGAGCAUCUGAUGGCGCUGCUGCCGCUCUCCGUUUAUCUUGCGACCAAGGCCUGGUUCUAUGUUACUUGGCUGAUGUAUAUCGAUGAUGCUGUGUCGCUAGCAACCACUGUGUGCUUCCUUAUCAGCUCGCUGGCGCUCUGGGUGUGCUUUCUGAAGUCCUGGAAGGGUGAUCCAGGCAUUAUACGACCCACUCGAGAGCAGCGAUUUAAGACGAUAAUUGAGCUCUCGGAACGCGGUGGCAUUGGCUUUGAGCCCGCCUCCUUCUGCUCGGGCUGCCUAGUGCGUCGACCUAUACGCUCGAAGCACUGCUCCGUGUGCGACCGUUGUGUGGCCCGCUUCGAUCAUCAUUGUCCCUGGGUGGGCAAUUGCAUUGGUCUCAAAAAUCACAGCUACUUCAUGGGCUUUCUCUGGAUGCUCUUGAUAAUGUGUGCCUGGAUGCUAUACGGCGGCUCUAAGUUCUAUGUGAACGAGUGUAAUGUGCACUUUGACGAUUUCCUUACCGCUAUGCGUGCAAUUGGCAAUUGCAACGCCUGGGUAGGCUGGGUAAUGGGCAAUGCUUUGUUGCACAUGUCCUGGGUCAUAUUGCUGACUGUUUGCCAAACGUAUCAAGUGAUUUGCCUAGGCAUGACAACCAAUGAGCGUAUGAACCGUGGUCGCUAUCGCCAUUUCCAGGCAAAGGGUGGACAGAGCCCGUUUACACGUGGACCGCUACUCAAUUUAAUUGACUUUCUGGAAUGCAAUUGCUUCGGCUUGAUGCAGCCGCGACGCGUGGAUUGGAUGAACUACUACGACUACGAUGCACAGGUGCAUCAAACAAUUGAGAAGGAGCCGCUGCUGAGAGCUGAUGGUGCCGAUGCCGAUGGACUGAUCGGGGAUCAUCAGUACGUGUAGGACAAAUCCUAUCGGGAUGCGAAGACGCUUCAAAUGCCCAUUGCGCAUGUCUAACAACGAUUCGUGUGCUAAUAACAAGAAGACAAUGCUUUAGAUAUAUAUAUGCCCACCCGAUUAGCUUCGUAUUAUUAUGUUUUUUAGUGAUUUGUAAUUGGAACGCGCUGCUGCAAAACAACGAUUUAAUAACAACAACAAUAUAUAAAGACAAAAGACAGAAGCGUCGUCGCUGACCGAUAUCGGAUCAAGUAAAUGGGGCAUAAUUGAUGAUGCCCCAAACACACAAACUACGUACAUUUAUUGUGCAUGUAUUUUACCUGUAAUUACAAAACUUUGUACAUUUUUCAGCACAUUUCUUAAUUUACCUCAAAAAAAAAAAACAAAACACACAAACUCUUUUUCGACUUCACUCUAAAGUAUUUGUUAUACCAAAAACAAAAACCGAACAAAAUAUGUAACUAAUGCAAGAAAAUCAAAACAAAAAAAGAUGGAAUUAUUUAACAAUGAGUGCAAUACUUGCAACUUUCAAUUAACACACAAUUCAAACAAAUUUCUAAAAAAAAGCGCACAGUUGAAAACGAAAAGCAAAAUACAAAACUUUACAAAAUAUGUAUUACAAAUUAUAAAUGAUGUGUAUUCUAAAAGCAAGAUUAAAGUAAACAAAAUUCUAGCAGUUGCCUUUGGGUUAGCUUGGUUCGCCACUGUUUAAGCUACUAAAAAACCAAAAAGAACAAACACCAAACAAAUACUUUAAAUAUAUAUAGAUACAUAUAUAUAUAUACUUAUAUGGCGAAUGAAAAAACAAAGCGAUUUGCAUACUUAAUGGAAAAUCCAAAUUCUAAACGCGAUUCAAUUCAAUAUGCACUAGUCUAGUCAGCAAUCAUUUAAGUAAAAUGUUAUAGUGCAACAACCGACAUAUAAACAAUAUUGCAUAUU
This is a messenger RNA of Drosophila hydei, 3123 nucleotides long. RefSeq names its product palmitoyltransferase Hip14 (gene Hip14). Gene Ontology annotation, cellular component: Golgi membrane. The transcript is spliced from 4 exons. The record is from RefSeq and is a predicted model, not a curated record. The coding region runs from base 271 to 2190 and encodes 639 amino acids. Gene Ontology annotation, molecular function: palmitoyltransferase activity; protein binding. NCBI's taxonomy places the organism in Eukaryota, Metazoa, Arthropoda, Insecta, Diptera, Drosophilidae. Gene Ontology annotation, biological process: protein palmitoylation.